Molecule: messenger RNA, 4312 nt
Organism: Myotis myotis
Lineage: Eukaryota; Metazoa; Chordata; Mammalia; Chiroptera; Vespertilionidae
Gene: ZNF296
Product: zinc finger protein 296
Exons: 3
Coding region: 2402-4213 (603 amino acids)
Biological process (GO): regulation of transcription by RNA polymerase II; negative regulation of dendrite development
Cellular component (GO): nucleus
Molecular function (GO): DNA-binding transcription factor activity; RNA polymerase II cis-regulatory region sequence-specific DNA binding
Source: RefSeq, a predicted model, not a curated record
GGGUGACCGGAUGCCCAUUUUAUGGAAGAAGAUAUUGAGGUUCAAAAGGGGGUUAAAGGCAGAACUUAGUCUCUGCCCCCUCCCCCAUUUCCCUACACGUGCACACUCCUAACCUUGUCCUCCAGCCCCAACCCCACCCACCUCCCCUACUGGAAACCUUGAGAUUAUGCUCCAUGCAGCCAAGCGCCAGGAAAAAGCCUGCUGGAAGCACCCGAGGCGGCCUUUUUGUCCCGCAGCCCUCCCUGCAGUCCCAUUUCACAGAGGAAACCGAGGCCCUGCAGGCAGACCAGCAGUUCCAGAUACUCAGGAACCUCGCUGCUCUGGGCUCAGACAGUUCACUUCUUCCACGCGGUUUCACUAAGGCAGGGACUUGGUGGGCUUAAUGGACUCUGCUUCCCACUCCUCCCCAAGGCUUAAUGGCUGGCACAGGGAGGCCCCCUACCAAUAUCUAUUGAAAGAAUGUGCAUUGCAGGUGCUCAGUAAGUAUUUGUUGACUGAACUAUGAAGGAAUAGGGGCUCUGUUUAUGAACAAGACAGACUGGACUCCUGCUUUCUCAUAACUGCAUUCUAGGGUGGCUGGGAGGGACAGAAUAAGAUAGAUCCAUCAGCAAAUGCAUCAACAAAUGCAUCGGGCCUUGUUGGGUGAUGUAAAAGGAAUAAAAUGAAGGUAGCGGAGAGUGGGGUGGCAGGGUUGGUGAGUCCCUUUAAUUGGGUGGUCAGAAGGUGGCAGUGAAGAAACCAACUCUGGGGAAACGAGGCCCAGGAGGGAACUGGGGACAGAUGGAGGUCAUGGAGUGUAAUUAUGCGGCUUUAAGCAGGGUGGGGCUACCAGUACCUUGGUCAAGGUGGCCCUUGGCUCUCGGGAGGACAAUUGAGCCACCCCUGAGGGAGAUCUGAAUAACAUAACAAUGUGAGGAACCCUGACCCUGAGGGUCCAGGAGCAGGACUGGGGGGGUGGGGGGCAGCCGGGUUAGUACAUGAAAUCCACUCAGUGCUGGAGUGCUGGGCUGGGGAGUCUGGGGGAGGGCAGACUGUGGCCCUGACCUUAAGGAGCCUUGUAUAGGGUGGGGGAAGGGAGAGGACAGUCAAGAAACCGUUCUGUAUUACGAUGUGGUUGGUGUCAGGAAGAAAAGAAAACUUGUAAGGGUUGGAGGGUGGGGCAGGGUGUUGAUGCCACUUCAAACAGUGAUCUGAAAGAGCUGCUUUGAGGAGGGAAGUUCAAGGAGGCCGAGUGGAGAGAGGUAAGACAGUGGCCAUUUGGCUUUCAUGGCUAUUCCAGGUGUAGGAGCAGAGUAGAUGUGUACGCGAUCGUAAUCCUCUUCUGCUCAAACCACCCGCAAGACUCACCUCUCCAAAAACCAAGACUUUCAAGUGGUCAAAAGACCCUCUCGCAGCUGACUCCAUUUUCUCAGAGCUCAACCCCCCUCCUGUCCGUCUCCUCCCUCCUUGUUAUUUAUUAUUAUUAUUAUUAUUAUCAUUAUUAUUAUUUUGUGUAGUGAAAGUGGAAAUUUAUUGAAGAACAAGUACAGACUCCCACGUGGGGAAGGGGAAAGAGUCUCACAGCACAGACUCCCAAGUAGGGAGGGGAAGAGUCCCUCCUCCUUGUUAUUCUUGACCAGAGACUCGCUGACUCCCUCACAUCCCUCAGGUCUCAACUCCACCAUGCCUUUCCCUGGUGUGGGGAGAAAAUUGAGGCCCCCCUGCCCCCACACACAUGUCACCCUGCCCCUUUAUAACCCUUCCUAGCUUUGUUUGGCUCCAGGUGACACUGGUCACCCAAGAAGGAACUCUAUUUUAAAUAGUUAUCUUCUUGAGCGUAGUCUCCCUGAACCAGUAAACUCGGGGGGAGGGGAGGGGAGGGGAAGCCCAGGGAUUAUUGUCUGUUGGGUUCGCUGCAGUGUCCCCAGUGCUUAGAGCAGUACCUGGUGCACCAUAGGCUCGCGAUGAAGGUUUGCCCAGUGGAUUUUUAUUAUGUAUUUACUGAAAAAGUCCAAGACACUGUUAGGGGCACAGUUAGAAACGUAGCCCCGACCGUUUUCUCCCUCCUGGGUGUUUGUGGGGUGCUGUGCCUCAGUUUCGCCAGCCCUAAAACGGGAUCUGCAGUCGCCGUUUCUAUGCCGGCCGCGUGAGCUGGGUGCCCUUAGGUGUAGCCCUUAGGCCAAUCCCCGUGGGCACGGCUCAGCCUGAGCUUGGCCUCCAGCCGGGCCCCUGCGGACCGCCCCUGCGGCUCCCACCAGGCCCCGCCCCCCGGUGGGCGGAGCCACGGCCGGGCCAGCACGUGUAAAAGUUCGCGGCCAGUCGCCGCAGUCACUCACCUGAGCGUCUCGGCCCGAGCGCACACGCCUCGCGCGCCUUCCGCCCGCCGGCCCGCCAGCCCGCCGGAUCGUCCGCACCGCGACCCAUGUCCCGCCGCAAGGCCGGCUGCAUGCCCCGCCGAGUCGACCCCGAGCCCGCCGCCCACACCGACGACGAGACGGAGAUGGGGGACCUGGUCAUCGACGUGAAGCCCGAGCCGCAUCCGUGGCCCCUACAGGCCGCGGGGCUGCAGCGGGGUUCCCCAAAGGAAGUGCCCGCGCCGGGCCGCCUCGAGGGCGCACCCCGCUACUGCCCUAGCCAGAUGCCCGCCGUCGGUACCCUCCUCGCCCUCGGCUUGCAGAACCAGCCGGCGCCGUGGACUUCUCUGGUUCCUAAUCCUCACGACCGCCAGCCCUGGACUGACAAACACCCAGAUACGUUGACCUGCGGCCUCUGCCUGCAGACCUUCCCGCUGAAGGCCAUCACGGCUUUCAUGGACCACAAGAAGCAGGGCUGUCAGCCCUCGAGAGGCCCCAGCCCUUGCCCGGACUCAGAUUUCCUUUCUUCUUUUAAAGUUGAUUUGUACCACUUACUUAUGCAUUCAUUGGUUGCUGCUUCUAUGUGCUCUGACUGGGGGUUGAACCCACAACCCUGGCACAUGGGGAUGAUGCUCUAUCCAAUUGAGCUACUGGGCCAGGAGGGCAUCUCUGAUUUUCAAGCACGGAAAGAACCCUUGCAUACUCAUCAUCCACUCCCGGCUUUCCUUGCUUCUUGUCCAUCUACCGCCUCCCUGAACAUCAGCUUCCUGAGGGCAGGGGUUUUCCCUGUCCUCUUGCCGUUUUGGGGCCUAGAACAGGCUUUCCCACAGAAUGUGUCCAGCUGGCAAGCUGUGACCACUACCGCUAUGCUUUUUACCCAUCACACUAACACCCAGCCUGUCUCUGCAGAACUUGAGGACCUGAAGGCUUUGACUUGCCUCCGCUGUGGCCGACAAUUCACCAAGGCCUGGAAACUGCUGCGCCAUGCCCAGUGGGACCAUGGACUGUCCAUCUACCAGACGGAAUCCGAGGCCCCAGAGACUCCGCUGCUGGGCCUGGCGGAGGUGGCUGCAGCCAUGUCAGCAGUGGUGGGGCAGGAAGUGGAGGCCAAGGGCUCCCAGGCGAACAGCCUCCCCCGGCGGAGCCCCACCUGCGCUGUGUGCAUGAAGACCCUCAGCUCCUUCAGCAACCUCAAGGUGCACAUGCGCUCGCACACGGGCGAGCGGCCCUACGCCUGUGACCAAUGUUCUUACGCCUGUGCCCAGAGCAGCAAGCUCAACCGCCACAAGAAGACCCACCAGCAGCUGCAGCCUCAGAGCCCCGACACGGCCAAGGCCAGUCAGGAACAGGCCUCAGCUGCCCCUCCGGAGCCAGCCGCCCACGCCGCUGCCCCAGCCAGGACUCUCCUGUGCAGCCGUGAAGGGGCUGGAGCUGCCGACACAGCGGGUGUGCAGGAACCUGGGGCUCCAGGUGGUGGAGCUCAGGCUGGUCCUGGUGGGGACGGUUGCGGUGUCGCCAUCAAGGAAGAGAGAAUCAACUCUGCCCAGAUCCCAGAGAAGUUGCCUAAGAAGACUCCAAAGACAGUGGGCAAGAGCCACGGGCCUGGGGGCAGCUGUGAGUUCUGUGGGAAACGUUUCACCAACAGCAGCAACCUGACUGUGCACCGGCGCUCACACACCGGGGAGCGGCCCUAUACCUGCGAGCUCUGCCCCUACGCCUGUGCCCAGAGCAGCAAGCUGAACCGCCACCGCCGCAUGCAUGGGCUGGGGCCCGGCGGGGCCCGCUUUGAGUGCCCCCACUGCCGUGUGCCCUUCGGCCUGCGGGCCACCCUGGACAAGCACCUGCGGCAGAAGCACCCCCAAGCAGGCGGGGAGGCCUGAGUGGCAGGAAUGCCUUCCCCCCUGCCGCCCCUGUGCCACUGCUCAUGUAUCUGUUGAUCAUGUCCUGCUGUGAAUAAAUCCUCCCUCCCUCCCUCGUUA